AUUUUGCCACGACACUGGAUACCGCAUUUCUUUUUUCCUCGCUUGAAAAAUGUUGUUGUAUAUUCCGAGAUUUUAAAUAAGCACAUGAAAAUAGUGGUGACCGAACGCACAUGCCGCCUGAUUGAUAAGCACUUUGGCCUGGAUUCAUAUUUGCUGGAAACUCCCGAAAUUGAUAUUGCUUCCAGACUUGGAAACAGGCUGAAGCGUGAAAUAUUGCUGACGUUAGCAAAGGAUACUUAUUAUCCCGACGACCAGGAAAGGCAUGAUUUUAUAAAACGAAAAUAUGCGAAGUUUGUGAUACCGGUAGAGGAAGCUGAAUGGAUUGGCUUGGAUCUGAAUGAAGCCUGCAGGAAGCAGCAAGAAAUAGAAGAAAGUGUUAAACCGGAACCGGAGAAGUACAAAUUCGAAUUAGAACUGGUAAAACGCCUAGCGAGUGGUGAUGAGGAUCCAGAUAAAGAUGAAAUCGUUAAAGAAUUGGAAUCAGAAUCAGUAGUUGCUGAAAAAGCGAAGAAAAUGAUGAGAAGCGCCAAGAACUUAAUCAGUCGGGCUCGACAAGUGCGUUGA
This is a messenger RNA of Gongylonema pulchrum, 564 nucleotides long. Lineage: Eukaryota; Metazoa; Nematoda; Chromadorea; Rhabditida; Gongylonematidae. The record is from the annotation of a GenBank genome assembly.